AAUGAUUGGAAAUUUAAUUCAAGUAAUUGGGGAAUUAUUAAAUUGCAAAGUGGACUUUCUUUGUACAGCCUAAAUGUCAGACGAUAAGAAAUAUUUUGCUGCUGUUGCUAGUGAUAGAUUAAUAUUUAUAGGAAGCAAAUUGGAGAAAGUUGAAAUAUCUUUAGAGUAUGGUAAAAUAAAAGGAGUGGUUAUAUCAACUAGAGUUCCAUCUAUGUUCUAAAUUCACACAGAUAUUAUUAUUGAUGUUUAUGCAUUUGAAAGAAAAUAAUUAUUAUAAGCACUUAGAUACUCUUGGAUGACUGAUUUUAUGCAUAAAAACUUUUAGUUUAAAUAGUUACCUAUGUUCAAAGAUGAUAUAAAAUCUAAUAUUUCAGAAAAAUAGGCUAUUCUUCCUAAUCUUCUAUUUACUCGAUAUGGAAAAUAAAUCUAUAGAGUUAAAAAUUAUACAUUUAGUUUACCUGAAGAAUAUAAAACCUAAUAUCAAGAUGGUGUCUAUGUACAUAAAGAAAGUUAAUAAUGCAAAAUUAUAGUUUAAAUUACAGAUCCUAUGCCAAUUUAAUUAUUGAGUUCGAUUGGGGAAAAAGCUAAUCUAUAAUAUUAUUCUGAAAUGUUUUUAGAAAUUAUUUUAAAAGGGAUAAAUUCUAAAGAUGAUAGUGCUAAAUAAGACACUAAUUAAAAAAUGUAAGAUAGUGAUGAGGAAGAAAAUUAAGAAGAAGAGAUUUAACAAGAAACUAUUAAAAAAGAAGAAACUCUUGAUUAUUGGAUCAUUUCUUCUCAUAAUUACAAAAAAAGAUCAAAUUUAAUGAAUGAUGUAUCUGAAUGGUUUGGAUGGGAAUUACAUGCAAGAACUUAAGUUUAAGAUAUUUUUAUUAUUAUUUUGAGAAGAGUACAUAUUCCUCCUUUUUUUGAAACAUAUUAAGAAAUAUUAUUUGUUUUAUAUGGACAAGAAUAAAAUCCCAAAGAAUAAGUUUUAGUUAAUGAUAGAGACCUUUUAAAAUUAACAUUAGAAUAAGAUUUAGAAGAACAUGCUUUUAAAAAUGUACUCAGAAAUGCAAUUGACUCUUUAUCAUGUAAAAUGUUUAUAUUCGAGAAAUAGUAUCAAAUAUUUAUAUAAUUAUCUGCAGAUAGAUUACUAUAUAACAAAUAAACAUUAAAUUUCAUAUAUAAUAAAUUCAAAAUAUUCCCAUAAUUCAUGAGUUUUGCUCUAAAAUAUCUUAAAUUAUUAUUUUAACGUUUAGUUUUAUAUGAUAAAGAAAGAUUUUUAAUAUUAGAUAAGGAAUUAAAAUAGAAAUAUGGUUUUAUUUUAGAUCAUCUUAAGGAUUAUAUGACAGAAACAGUUUUAAGUGAUGAGAAUCUCUCAACAUUAUUUGAUACAUUUGAAUAAGCUUCAUUUGUAAGAGAUAAAUCAGGUAAUGAAGAGGAAAGAAAAUUUGUUUGGUAAUAAAAAUUAUCUAAUUAUUUGGGUAUAUGUUUAGAUGGAUUUCUAAUGGGCUCGGCAUUCAGCUUUAAAGAUUUAGUUCCUGUAUUAUAAGCUAAAGUUAGUCUAGAAUUAAAAACAAUUAUAUUAGAAUUAUUUGACUAUUGUUUAUAUGCUGUGCCAAAAAAAGAAUGUAGACCUAUUAAAAAAGGAAAUUUUAUUAAACGACUAGAAGAAUUAGCAUCAAAUAAAUAUUAAUUCAAUGUGAAUAUAGCAAAGUCUUUAAUUGAAGCAAAUUUUUUUUCUUAAGAAGUACUUCUUUAAGAAAGAUCAGGAUUAUAUAGUAGCUUAAUUUGUUAUUUUCUAACAUCUGAUAAUGUGGAUUUGAUAGUUGCAAUUUGCCGUCACAUAAUUAAUUUUUAAGCAGAAAUAAAACAUACAACAGGAUUAACAGAGGCUAUGAUAACUGCAUUUAAACCGAUUUCUAUUGAAUUAAUAAGAUUGUACAGAAGUCAUAAUAGAACUAUUGCAACUUUAGCUUGUGCAUCAUUGUUCAAUUUAUGUACAAACUCAAGAGAAUUCAAAUAUAUUAUAUUGAAUGACGAUGGAGCUACCUUACUGGUAAGUAAAUUGGUAACAAAAGAUAAUUUUUUAUUGCAUUUUGCUUUAAAGUAAAUUUAUUUGAUAAUUUAGAUUAAUAUACUGUGUAAUGAGUAUAACAUAAAAUAUUGAAAAAUUACUUUCUGCAAAUUUAACUGAUUAUUUAUAUAAAAUUUUAGAAGGACCUUAAAUAAAAGGUUGUUAAUAUGAUGCUAGAUGUCUAAUAACCACAUGCCAAAUUUUGAGUGUAUGUUUAGUGAGUGAAGUAGAAUUAAGAAAUAUUGAUCACCUAUUAAUUUUGUUAUAUAAUAUGGUCACUACUUAAGCUGACUAAUAUUUUUUGGAUUAAGAAGAAUCUGUUAAUUUAAAGAGUGAAGCUUUGUAUGUUAUGAGUAAAAUGUGUCACAAAAGUUCAGAAGUUAAGAAAAAGAUUAAUUAGGAAUGUGUACCUUUUUUAUUAAAAUAAAUGGAAAAACUUACUUUCCAUUAAGUUUAAGAAAAAAUUAUUAUGUUAUUGUGUAUUUUGAUAAAAGAAAAUAAAGAAUGGGCUUUAGAUUGGUUAUAAAUGCAAUCAAAAUUAUAAGACAUAUUAACCACUUAUCAUAAUAAUGAUAUUCAAUCAUCAAAUUAUCUUUUGUCAUAAAUUAAAUUUAUUGAUGAUGAGGCUAAGAAAGUUAAAAAUGAAGAAAUGAAGCGAUCUAAACUUGCUCCCACAGCCAGUGUAAUUGCAGAAUAAAUGAUGGAAUAGUUUUAAUAAUAAGAAUCUAGUAUUUAAGAUAAUAAAAAAUCUAUUGUUAGUGAAGCAAGAACUUCAAUGAUUGAAGAUUCUCAAAUAACAGCAUCUAAUGUAAAUAAUAAAUCUACAAAAAUUGCCAGCUAAUUUAAAAAAUCUUCAGUUUCCUGA
Paramecium sonneborni is the source of this 2921-nucleotide messenger RNA. The record is from the annotation of a GenBank genome assembly. NCBI's taxonomy places the organism in Eukaryota, Ciliophora, Oligohymenophorea, Peniculida, Parameciidae.